Molecule: messenger RNA, 744 nt
Organism: Stegastes partitus (bicolor damselfish)
Lineage: Eukaryota; Metazoa; Chordata; Actinopteri; Pomacentridae
Product: insulin-like growth factor-binding protein 1
Exons: 4
Coding region: 1-744 (247 amino acids)
Biological process (GO): regulation of insulin-like growth factor receptor signaling pathway
Cellular component (GO): extracellular region
Molecular function (GO): insulin-like growth factor II binding; insulin-like growth factor I binding
Source: RefSeq, a predicted model, not a curated record
AUGCUUGGAUUGUAUGAGAAGCUGACGUUUGUGGUAGCGGCGGCUCUGGCUGCGUUGGCCGCGGUGAGGACGUCCCCGGUGGUGGGGCCCGAGCCCAUCCGCUGUGCUGCCUGCACGCAGCAGAAGCUCAACGAGUGUCCCGCCAUCCCAGCCGACUGCAAGCAGGUGCUGAGGGAGCCCGGCUGCAGCUGCUGCAUGGCCUGCGCUCUGGAGAAAGGGGCUUCCUGCGGGGUUCACACGGCCCACUGUGGGGAAGGUCUGCGCUGCUCUCCGAGGCCCGGAGAGGCCAGACCGCUCCACGCUCUGACCAGAGGACAGGGGGUGUGCACUGAAGACCUGGGCCAAGAGGAGGCUGAUGGAGUCCCGGACCACGGCUCCCUGCACUACCUCCUGGGUCUUAACCUUCCCUUCGACCACCAAGAUGGCGCCGAGGGCCACGAGAGUAUCAAGGCCAAGGUCAACGCCAUCCGCAACAAACUGGUACAACAGGGUCCCUGUCACAUCGAGCUGCACGGAGCGCUGGAGGUGAUAGCCAACUCUCAGCAGAAACUAGGAGAGAAAUUCACAACUUUCUACCUCCCCAACUGCGAUAAACACGGCUUCUACAAGGCCAAGCAGUGUGAGUCAUCUCUGGUCGGACCGCCCGCCCGCUGCUGGUGUGUCUCUUCUUGGAACGGGAAGAAGCUUCCAGGAUCGAGUGACCUGCUCGGUGACUCAGAGUGUCAUCAGGAAGUCACUCACUGA